ACGAGACCGCGACCACUCCCCCCCCACCUUCUUUCCUCCCUCGUUCCUCACCUUCACCCUUCUUCUUCACCUUCACGCCUCUCACCACCACGGCCCUUUACAACCCGAACAAAGCGAAGCAAACGCAGACGAAAUGACAGGCCGCAAAAUCACCCCUGCGGACCCGCCCGCAACCUCGAACGACCCCCCUCCCCCACCCUUCAGUGAAAUCCAGCCACAGUCUCCUCCCCACACCGUAAAUCCCGAAAAGCCCCCCAUCGCACCCGAACCCCAACCGCAACCCCAGCCACAAGCACAGGUUCCAGCAAGCAAUGGCGCUCCGGGAGUCUACGUGCACACAGUCUCCCUCCAAUCACUAGCCCGCUCCCCCGCACCGGUUCAUUGCCUCAUCUGCGGCGCGCGCGGAUUAACCGUCAUCAGCUACGAGACGGGAAACACAACCCAGUAUGCCCCGCUUCCCCCCUCCCCCUGCUUGCUAAACUAGUUGCUAAUGAUGGGGUAGCAUGGCGGCACUCCUUCUCUGCUUCUGCAUAGGCUUGGGAUGCAUCCCGUAUAUGUCCACUUUAUUUAAAGACGUCGCGCAUAGUUGUGGUAAUUGCGGGACUGUGCUCGCUAUCUGGCAUCGGAGUGGGACGCCGGGAGGUGCGGAAGUGCUUGCCCAUGCAAUGGUGUCUGGACCACCGGCACCCGUAACGGGAGGGGUUAAGCAUUGAUGGGGGACGGUGUUUUUCACUCCAUUUUUUCCUUGUUGUGCAAGUUUUCUUCUCCUUCUCCCCUUCUUUUCGCUCUUGCAAAUUGUUAUCAUACCUUUUUUUUUAAAAAAAUUUGCUUUUGGGCCGAUUUUUUCUAGGGGUGGGAGUGCGGUGCUAGUAAAGUUAAUUUGGGAACGACCUCAUGGGUAGGGUCCGUAGGGAUGGAUGGAUUGAGUCGUGUGGGUGAAAUAUGGUACCCUUUGUUGGGAUUUGGCGUUUUUAACUGGGCUUUAGGAGCGAACGAAUGUUAGUUUUUUGUCAUCGCACAACGUUCCUCCUUUCGUGUCGUGUGACGC
Tuber aestivum (summer truffle) is the source of this 1048-nucleotide messenger RNA. Lineage: Eukaryota; Fungi; Ascomycota; Pezizomycetes; Pezizales; Tuberaceae. The record is from the annotation of a GenBank genome assembly.